AUGCCAUUGUAUAUGAUUGAUCACCAUUACUACACAUUUCGUAUAGAUAAUACAGACCAUAUAAUUGAUGUAAACAAAGGAAACUUAGCAUUCGAGUUCGAUCAAGUGCAUAUUAUAUGUCCCGUAUAUGAACCAGGCACCUUCGAAAAUGAAACGGAAAAAUAUAUAAUAUAUAAUGUAUCAAAAGUGGAGUACGAGACAUGUCGGAUAACAAAUGCAACUCCGCGCGUUAUAGCCAUUUGUGAUAAACCGCAAAAAUUAAUGUUCUUUACAAUAACAUUCCGGCCAUUUACACCACAGCCAGGUGGUUUGGAGUUCCUUCCUGGAAAUGAUUAUUAUUUCAUUUCAACUUCAUCGAAAGACGAUCUCUAUCGACGAAUAGGUGGGCGGUGCUCCACAAAUAAUAUGAAAGUGGUUUUCAAAGUGUGUUGUGCGCCUGAAGAUAAAAACAAAACGUUAAUAAACACUGGUAGCUCCAGCAGUUCAUCUUCUACUGGUAGCACCAGCGCUGGCGGUACUAUUAUUGGUAUAAACACGGCUGACGGCAAUGGCCUUACAACAGGUAUUGAUAAUGCUGCCAAUAUGGAUGUUGCCAGUACUCAGACCAAUAUAAAUCAACAUCAACAUAUGAGUAAUAUAAACACAAUUGGAAUCAAUGGGGUAAAUACAGGUUUAAUACCAAUCGGCGGUGUUCAUAUUGGCGUCAACAGCGCCGUUGGCGUAAGCAAUAGUGGUAUGCAAAUGAAACCGAUGAAUGGCGGUAGUGGUACAUCAAUCAAUACUAAUAUUGAUCAGUUCAAUCGUAUACCAAUACAAGCUGGCGGCAUUAACGUCAUGGGGAAUAAUGUUGGUGGACUUGGUGGUAUUGGCCUUGGUGGCCACGGCGGCGGUGGUAUUAUGCUAUCACCAGGAGGUCAAGGAGGCAUAAACAUGAUCUCGAGUGGUGUAGGUAUUGGUAUCGGUCAAUAUCCUGGUCACUCUGGACAGACUGGUAUACGCAUUAACAACGUCGCGUCCCAGCAACAUCAUGCAACGCAUAAGAACAAUAAUAAUGACGAUCAUUAUGACAAGCAUCCAAAUGAAGUAGUGAAAAAUGAGGAGUUGACCUAUAAUAGCGGGGCAGCGUCAAUGAAACCCUGGUCUUUUUGGACGACCAUUAGUACAGCAACAAGUUGGCUUGUCUUCAAUAUAUACAGAUGGUUAUUGAAACGAAGUAGAACCAUAGGAGGUAUAUUGUUUCUAUCGAGAUUUUCCAGCAAUUGUGAAUUCGGAGAAAGAUCACGGACGGCAGCACAACUACAGAGCGAGUAUAUUCAAAUUAAUACUAAACUGUUACAACUUUACCUGCAGUGCUUUGUAAAACUUAAGUAUUUAGUAUUUAAAUACUACGACUUAAUUAUCUCUAUCAAUGUAAUAGUUGCUGCAACUAUAUAUGGGUUACAAUUUGAUAUACAAAACACCGCCAUGAAGGGUAAAACACCUCAAUUAAAAUUGUAUACAGCAAGGUGUGGAUCAAAGUCAAGUUCAGCUGGUAAAUUUGUAAUAGCGCCUCAUUUUACAAUCGCCAUAUGUAAUUCAAAAGUAAACCGAAAAUUUUUGUAUGUGCAUUUGUCUGGGUCUGUUAAAUCCUUAAGAUGUUAUUCGGCAGGUUUUAUUUUCUUAUUGCAUGAAAUUGGUAUAUCUCAUAAUGCAUCUACUCCUGUGACUAUUUCUGCGUUUAGUUCUAAAUAUUUUCUUAUAGUCAGGCGACAAGAAGACCAAAUUGCAUCAAAUACCGGCAUGCUGCAAAAUGCCAGUCUGUUACUGAUCAAAAAUUCCCGUAGUCAAAUAUCUAGUGUUAAUGUAAAAGUGAAAAGAUUUCGGUGAACAUUUUAAGAGAGGUGGAUUAUAAAAACGUACCAGAAAUUAAAGUUAAUAUUUAGAAUUAACUAGCUUCAGCGUUAAACAGGUAUAAUGAGGUAUAAAAAAUUAAAUAUAAUGUAUUGGUUAAAUGUUCUAAUAUUGUGGAUACAUGGUAAUUGUGUUGUAUAUACAUUUGCACCUAUCUCUACCCUAGCUUAACCGUUUGUACAUAUACAUAUU
This is a messenger RNA of Bactrocera tryoni, 2082 nucleotides long. RefSeq lists its product as uncharacterized. NCBI's taxonomy places the organism in Eukaryota, Metazoa, Arthropoda, Insecta, Diptera, Tephritidae. Gene Ontology annotation, cellular component: plasma membrane. Bases 1 to 1866 code for a protein of 621 amino acids. The transcript has 4 exons. The record is from RefSeq and is a predicted model, not a curated record. Gene Ontology annotation, molecular function: ephrin receptor binding. Gene Ontology annotation, biological process: axon guidance; ephrin receptor signaling pathway.